AUGUUCCCCAUAGACCCGGGUUCUUCAGAGGGACCCGGGUUCUUCAGAGGGACCCGGGUUCUUCAGAGGGACCCGGGUUCUUCAGGCUCCUGUGGACAGUGUCAGGUUCAGCUGAAUGCGUCUGCUCUGCUGACAUUUGUUCAUGUGGCUCCGUCUAAGGAGGUGAAGACGGUCCCAGGAGGAGGUCCAGGAGGUCCAAGGGGAGGUCCAGCAAGUCAUAGAGCAGGUCCAGGAGGUCACAGAGGAGGUCCAGGGGGUCCAGAGGGGCAUAGAGGAGGUUGGCUGAGGAGCUGCAGCGACGGCAGAAUAUACGGCAGGAGGAACACCUCCGCCUCCUCAUCUUCCCCCGUCCUCUCAAACCCAAAAUCAGUGUUGCAGAGGCCUGUGAGUACAGAUGAGCUCCAAACACCAGGAGGACCCUACAUUAAGAAGACCUUUACGAUUGUGGGUGAUGCCGUUGGGUGGGGCUUUGUGGUGCGGGGGAACCGCCCCUGUCACAUCCAGGCCGUGGAGCCCCGAGGUCCUGCAGCUGCUGCAGGGAUGAAGGUUUGUCAGUUCGUGGUGUCCGUCAAUGGUCUGAACGUCCUCCAUCUGGACUACCGGACCGUGAGCCGCCUGAUCCUGACCGGACCCAGGACGGUGGUGAUGGAGGUGAUGGAGGAGACCAAGCACUGAGGGGUCCGACGGAACCGGAACCACGCCAACGUCUGCUGAAAGACCCA
Messenger RNA from Sphaeramia orbicularis (orbiculate cardinalfish), 722 nucleotides. RefSeq names its product DEP domain-containing mTOR-interacting protein-like. Gene Ontology annotation, cellular component: plasma membrane. NCBI's taxonomy places the organism in Eukaryota, Metazoa, Chordata, Actinopteri, Kurtiformes, Apogonidae. Bases 1 to 675 code for a protein of 224 amino acids. Gene Ontology annotation, molecular function: guanyl-nucleotide exchange factor activity; protein binding; GTPase activator activity. Gene Ontology annotation, biological process: positive regulation of GTPase activity; regulation of signaling; G protein-coupled receptor signaling pathway. The record is from RefSeq and is a predicted model, not a curated record. The transcript is spliced from 5 exons.